AUGGAGAUGGCAGUGUUCACGCACCCCGGCGUGGGCAAAGAUCUCAAUUCAACGUACGAUCGGCUUGAGAUACUUGGAGAUGCAUACAUAGAGCUGAUUGCCACGAAACUUAUCUGGAAUGAGUUUAAAGACCUCUCUUCUGGGCGUAUAUCUCAAAUGAGAGAGCUACUGGUGAAGAACGAAACUCUAUCGGAGUUUGCAGCGUUGUAUGGGUUCGACAGCAGAGCAGCAGUACCGCAUGAUUAUUUAAAUCAACCAAAGCGCUGGACAAAGACCAAAGGCGACAUCUUCGAGUCAUAUGUAGCUGCGGUCAUCCUGUCUCGUCCGUUGGAUGGCUACAGUGUCGCUGAGCGAUGGUUAACGCAACUCUGGCUUCCAAAACUUAGAUGCACUGCCUUGCGACAGCCGCGUUUGGAUGCAAAGGAAGCCCUUGCAAAGAAGAUCAUGGCAAAAGGGAUUAAGCUCAGGUAUAUUGAUGAGUAUCCGCCUUCACGACCAUCUGGUGGUGUGCAGACGUUUCAUAUUGCACUAUAUCUUACAGGCUGGGGCUGGCAUAAUCGACACCUGGGUUCGGGGCAGGGUCCAAGCAAAGCGAUCGCUGGAGAUGCAGCGGCUAGACAGGCCUUGCUGAAUGAAUCCCUUAUUAAAGAGAUAUCUCAAAUGAAGCAAGAGUGUGGAGAAGGAUAG
Messenger RNA from Aspergillus clavatus NRRL 1, 687 nucleotides. Its product is annotated as ribonuclease III. The record is from RefSeq and is a predicted model, not a curated record. The coding region runs from base 1 to 687 and encodes 228 amino acids. Gene Ontology annotation, cellular component: nucleus. The transcript has a single exon. Gene Ontology annotation, biological process: rRNA processing; primary miRNA processing; regulation of gene expression. NCBI's taxonomy places the organism in Eukaryota, Fungi, Ascomycota, Eurotiomycetes, Eurotiales, Aspergillaceae. Gene Ontology annotation, molecular function: ribonuclease III activity; double-stranded RNA binding.